Messenger RNA from Penicillium lagena, 2184 nucleotides. RefSeq lists its product as uncharacterized. The record is from RefSeq and is a predicted model, not a curated record. The transcript is spliced from 3 exons. NCBI's taxonomy places the organism in Eukaryota, Fungi, Ascomycota, Eurotiomycetes, Eurotiales, Aspergillaceae. The coding region runs from base 1 to 2184 and encodes 727 amino acids.
AUGCAGCCCGACAAAGCGAGCUUGGCUGAGUUUCUCAGCUUCGCUCCCGGUGCGGACGACAAGACGGCCUCCAUGUUUCUUGAAAACGCGAAUACCAUCAAUGAGGCUGUGGACCAGUACUAUGAGAAUCCAGAGAAACACGCCCACAGCGAAAAGAACCACUACGAAAAGGACCACUCCGAAAAGAACCACUCCGAAAACAACCACUCCGAAAAGAACCACUCCGAAAAGAACCACUCCGAAAAGUCGGAGAAGCGAGCUCCCGUGCAGGCUCCCGUGCAGCCGCCUUUGCAAAGGCCGUUGCCUCCAAAAGCCAGGAGCGCAACUCGAUUUCACACAAAUGCCGUCAUUAGAGCAGGGGAGGUCCGCGCUCACGACGAGCAAGAGAUGCAGAACCUGCUACAGACCGUCCAAAUGAGGUACCGCAUCUACAACCCGGAGAUUGAACCCGAGCACGAAACAGACUACUACUGUAACUGCGACAUCCACCAAUACAAACGAAGGAAAUGGCAGCGCCUGCCCGUCCAGCAAAUGUGGUCCAAGGCCGUCAUGUACCCGGGCGAAAGCUCCUAUCACGACUGCUACCAGCAAUCCCUCUUUUCUAGCAACCCGUACACGUAUAGUAUCGUUUCCCCCUAUGGAUAUAGGAUGGGUAAUACCUUUUGGACGAUCCAGCAACCCAAACCAGGCUACCAUGCCCGAAUGGUACACCAGACCAUCGCAAUGAAUGCGUCGCUCAACUCACAAGCACAAGCCGCGAUCAACGCCCAGGAACCAAAAAGCAGUAUCUGGGCGACGGACGAGCUGGAGGCUCAAAUGUCCAAGCUGGCCAUCGCCGGUCCUCCCACCGAUGAGAAGAGAAGGUUUUCUCUGAAACGGGCUUUUUCGAUCAAAUCGCCAGAAGAAAAGGCAUUGAUCAAAACGAAGAAACAGAUGAAACACGCCAUCGUUUUGCAGAGCGAGAUUGUCAGCGAGGAACAGUCCAGAUGGCCGGAUCCGCUGGAUCGACAGAUCGUGCUCAACUACCAGGACAAGAUCGGCAUGACUGCAAAGAUCGCGGACCUGCGCAAUCGCUGCCCGAUCCAAUAUCUCCACCUCCUGCGAGCGGGCUAUUUCGAGCCCAUUCCCGUGGCGUGGGCCGAUUUGGCCUCCAACCCAUUGAAGUUCAGCAUCGAGGCGGCGUCGGGGUGGAGAGGGAUCACGCCUGCGUGGAGAGGGUUCGAAGAUACCGCCGAGGAACGGCUCUAUUGGGUCAUGAAUCACCGGGAUGGUGUUGGUGGACCACGAUUGAAACCAGACAUGAUCUCCGCGCUGGACAUGGCUCGUGCCAGAAUGGCCUCUGCCGUGGAACCACCACCAGGGUAUUACUCUGCCGAUGAUACUUGCCAUGUUCAGCAUACCUCGGCGGGAUACUCGAAGCAGGUCAUGCCCCCGCCGUUUCGAGCGUUUGAUGCUCCCGAGACUCCUAACGACGACACCAUGAUCCUACUAGAUGUCUCUGGCUCUAUGGGCUUUGAUCCCGUUCGACCAAACUAUAACCAGUAUCUCAUCACGGGCUAUUCUCGAUCAACCCAGCCAAAGAACAAAGACGUAGCAAAGGCCGUCGUCCGUCGAUUCACCGACGCCAUGGCCAACCACGACCACAACUUCAAGGGCUACGAGCUCACCACAUUCUCCACACACGCCCAUCACGUCGGCACAAUCAAUCACUACAACUUGGAUCAAAUGUGGCGCAACAUCCGAUUUGGCGGCGGCACACGCGUGAUGACAGGGUGGCAGAAGAUCAAGGAGCUUCACUUCCAAAAACACUCCGAGUCCGCGACCUACCACCCCAUUUUCGGGUGGCAAGCUGGCCCGCAAACGCCGAUUCUGCGGCUCCUGCUCUUACUAGACGGCGAAGCCACGGACAUGGAUGAGUUCGAGCUCGAUCUGUUGAGUCUUAGCUGGGUGCACGUUACGAUUUUCCUGAUCGGUGUUGAUGGGUGCCCGCACCACCAUCGCCAUGCUAAUGAGCUGCAGCGCAUUAGCGAUGUCAAUCCGCAUGUCUCGUUUGUGGAUGCACAGGGUAAUGCCCCCGAGCGAUUCGUCACGCAUGAACUGCUCAAGCGGCAUCUCGGGUACGAGCUGUCCAUGACGGAGUUUGAGGAGUUGGAGACGCCGCCUCCGUAUACUGCGACGGCGUAA